Diuraphis noxia (Russian wheat aphid) is the source of this 423-nucleotide messenger RNA. RefSeq names its product general transcription factor II-I repeat domain-containing protein 2B-like. Lineage: Eukaryota; Metazoa; Arthropoda; Insecta; Hemiptera; Aphididae. The record is from RefSeq and is a predicted model, not a curated record.
AUGUUGAGUAAAAAACGCAAAAUCGACAGCGAAAAUAGGAAGUUUAUGAACGAGUGGACUGAACUAUAUUGUUUUAUAUUGCCUGAAAGGGUUGGAGCCAUUCCAGUCUGUUUAAUUUGCAAUUCAACUGUUACUAUUAUUAAAAGUGGAAAUUUAAAACGGCAUUAUGAAACUACUCAUAAAGAUUUUCAUACAAAAUUUCCUCCAGGCAGUGAAUUGCGUAAAAAUAAGCUCCAUGCAUGUAUGUUAUCUUACAAAAAUAGUACGACUACACUUAUACGGUGUAUGAGUGAACAAGAGAAAUCAACUGAAGCAGCGUUGCGUGUGUGCUGGGUUCUUAAUAAGCACCAAAAACCGUUUUCCGAUUCCGAAAUAGUAAGAGUGUAUGUUGGAAGUGGCCACUGCACUUUUUCAAGAAAAUAA